Messenger RNA from Ostrea edulis (European flat oyster), 1899 nucleotides. RefSeq lists its product as uncharacterized. The transcript is spliced from 4 exons. The record is from RefSeq and is a predicted model, not a curated record. NCBI's taxonomy places the organism in Eukaryota, Metazoa, Mollusca, Bivalvia, Ostreida, Ostreidae. Bases 83 to 772 code for a protein of 229 amino acids.
AGAGAUAACAGUGUUGUACCGUAUUCACAUAGAAAAAAAACAACACAACCCUGACACAGUUCCCGGAAGUUCCGCGAAAAUCAUGGCGAAAGCUAUAGGUUUUUAUGGAAUAUUAAUUCUGACUAACAUUCUGUUUCUGGAAAACUCAGAGGCAGUCAUAUGUUACCAGUGCGUUGAUUCUAAAUCGUACGAUUGCCAGUUCAAUUUUGGUGACCUUCGGAAGUCGGCACUCGCCUAUCUGGAAACCAAUGGCACGAUUGGUGGGGAGCACUACUGGCCUAACUUAAAGAACUGCACAUCGAAGUGGGGCAACUACUGUGUGGAAGAGCACUACAAAAAUCAAGGUCAACUACGUCAUCGUUGUGCAGAUUCAGCUUUAUUGGACCAUGAUCCUGGAGGUACAUGUAGGUUGGACCAUGAUCCUGGAGGUACAGGAUUUGUAAAAAAAGAACCCUUUAUUUUAGGUAAGACAUUGUCCUACAUUCGCGGGUGUUCCAGUGGAAGUGCCGACACAUCUAUACCGGAAGUUCGCAACUUUUCCUUAAAAAACAAGGACAGAUGUAGAUACUACCCACAUUCAAAAGAUCACAUCUUAGCUUGUGUCACGUGGUGUGAUUCUAAUUUCUGUAACGGUCCAUUGGAUUUUGACAAGUUUCCCAAACUUAUGGUAACAACAAGUGCUUGUUCUCGCCCACUGCUACAUACAUUUAUCAUAUUUUUACUGUCAUUCUUUAUUAUCUCGGAAAGGUACACAUUUAAAAUGUGUAGUUAACAGUGUAUAUAUUUAAAACAGUGCUGUGACCUUAUCUAUUUGUUCGUUCAUUCUAAGGCUAUAUUUAAAACAUUACUGUGACGUCAUCCAUUUGUUAAUUCAUUCUGAUAAUCAACAUUUUAUAUAUAUUUAAAAUAAUGGUGCUGGCGUUGUUCAUUUGUUCGUGCAUUCUAAGAAUCAACAUUGUUGUUGGAACCUAAGGCGUUGUAGGUCACCUAAGUAAACUCAGGUGACCUAUUGCAAUUGGUUGUCGUCCGUCCGCGUGCGUUAACAAUUGAACAGUUUUAACUUUUUCUUGAUACCUACAAUUCCAAUUCUUUUCAAAUUUGGUAUGAAGCAUCAUUGGGACAAGGGGACAUAAAUUGUAAAUUUCAAGACCAUAUGUAUAACAUUGCUAUGAGGUCAUUCAUUCGUUCAUUCAUACCGGUCAUGUUAGAGCGGUCGCUUUGUAAGCGGGAGGUCGUGAGUUUGAGCCCCGCUCGUGCCAUGGCCGUGUCAAACCUAAGACGAUAUAAUAGGCAGUAAUUGCUUUUUCGCCAAAAGCUCACUUUUGAAAUUGAUAGGGGUUUUCUAUGUCCCGUAAAGAAUUUUUCACUCAUAUCGAGAUGACACCAGCUGUAGGUGGAGUACCACGAAUUUAAUCCUAUGCUUAGCGCUCAAGGCCGUACGUAGUAGUGUAGGUUCUUUAUCGUGCCAACGCCUACCGUGACCUUCCUUUUUAAGGUCAUAUCUGAAAGACCCGUGACUCUAACUUCCAAAUGUUGAGCGUUUGGCGAUGAGGCAAUCACUAACUAUCUUAACGUCUUCGGUUUGACGCGGCCAUGGCGGGGCUCGAACUCACAACCUCCCGGUUACGAAAGGAACUCUCUACCACUGGGCCACCGCGACAGGUUGUCUGGGUAUUCAGAAGUAAGAAUCAUGUAUUUUUCAGAUAUGACCUUAGAAAUGGAGGUUACUAGCAUGUAAUCCCUGUUUGUUUUAUUCCAUGGGGAAUCGUCAUUCAGCUGAGAAUUGUUCUCAAACUGUAAUGUAAUGUUGAGUACAUACUUACAAUAUUAUUUUCAAUACAACCUGUUACUUACAGCUGUACAAUGUUUCAAUAUCUUAAUAAAUAUAUGCUUUCUAUA